This is a messenger RNA of Culex quinquefasciatus (southern house mosquito), 328 nucleotides long. Its product is annotated as transcription initiation factor TFIID subunit 6-like. Bases 15 to 278 code for a protein of 87 amino acids. Lineage: Eukaryota; Metazoa; Arthropoda; Insecta; Diptera; Culicidae. The record is from RefSeq and is a predicted model, not a curated record. The transcript has 2 exons.
GGCCUGGUUCUUAAAUGUCGUGUGAUUGUGUGAAUGAAAAUACGACUCUUCAUGAUCAAAUCACAUCGGUCGCAAUCUGCAUCAUAUUACGGGAUACGUGUAUGCACUCUGAGUUGGACGAUCACCAGACGCAACAGGACUUUGUGGCCCGACUGAUGGCCUACAAUCUGCAAACGCGCAUCACCGUAUUCUUCAGCGCCGCCCUGAAAAACGUCCUCGUUAGACUUUCUGCAUUGGGCAUGGUAGUGAUCAAGGUGUUCAUUCCAUGGUUGCGCUAAUGAGACCGAAGCGAAGUUAAUCUGAAAGGCUGCUGUCAUCGUUGCGGUCA